UCAAAUGGAACAUCAUAGACGAAAAUCAAUUUCUGAAGGACUUCAGCAUGGAGUUCGAAGGAUUUCUGAGGGAUUUCUACAUAUGACCAAUGCAGAUCGAAUGCUUGAUCUACACGAUAUUGGAAUGCACAAUGUGCAAUCAGAAUAUCAAUUAGUAUCAAAAUGGGAUGAAGCUGAAGAAGCGUUGGGACCUCAACGAAAAAUGUCAUUUAUAGAAAGAAAAGAAAAAAUCUCUUCUAAAUUUGCUUUAAUCAACUUAAUGAAGGGAAUGCUUGGAGCUGGUUGUUUCUCAGUUCCCUUGGCAUUCAAGCAAUCUGGAUAUGUGAGUGGACUUGUUAUCAUUGUUGUACUUGGAUUUCUAUGCGCCCUUUGCAUGAUAAAAUUGGUGAAAUGUGCUGGUUACCUGUCAAAAGUAAAUCAGUCAGCUCCAUUGGAUUAUGGAAAUAUGGCAUACAAAGCUACCCAAGCCAGUUAUACUCCAAUUCGUAAAUUAGCUCCUGUUUCAAGAGCACUGGUGAACUCCUCUUUAUGUAUAUUACAGCUUGGUAUAUGUUGUUGUUUCUAUAUUUUUGUGGUUUACCAUUUGCAUGAGCUUCUCGAAUUUGUAAUGAAUGAUGUUCCAAGUCGUGCAACUCUAUUUCCAAUGGUUCUUCCUGCAUUUAUUCUUUUAGUUUCCCUUUCUUCAAUGCGUGCUUUAUCUCUUGUAUCUCUUGGUGGAAACUUUCUUAUGUUGAUUGCAUUGGCUGUUAUCAUGUUUCAACUUCUCACGACUGAGCACAAAAAGCUUGCCGAUUUGCCUCCAGUGACUGAUCUUAUGGGAAUUGUCAGUGCUGCAGGAACAAUUCUUUAUGCAUUGGAAGGACAGGCAAUGGUUCUUCCAUUGGAAAAUAGAAUGAAAAAACCAGAAGAUAUGAAGGGACCAUUUGGAGUUCUCAGUGUGGGAGUUGGAAUGGUUGUAGUCAUCUACUCGUUUGCUGGUUUCUUUGGAUUUUUGACUUAUGGGAAUGAUGUUCAGGAUUCGAUUACUUUAAAUCUUCCAAAUGAUCACCUCGGAAUAUUUGUGAAAGCAGUUUUACUUUUUGUAGUCUACUCAGGAUUCCUAAUUCAAGUAUUUCCAAUUGUUGCAAUGAUUUGGCCAGCAAUUAAGAAGAAGCUUCGAACAACUUGUGGAGUAUCUACAACUACAAAAAGAAUUGUUCAUUUUGCAUUCCGAUAUUCUAUUGUGAUUGUUGUUUUUCUUCUGUCAUACGCAAUUCCACGUCUUUCUGAUAUGGUUCCACUUGUUGGAGUGACUGCUGGAAUGCUCCUUGCUCUUGUUUUCCCAUCACUUUUCCAUCUUCUCAUAUUCCUGCCACAGUUUGAAUGCCGUAUUGGUUUCCUUUUUGAUAUAUUUCUUGAUUUUGUGUGCAUUAUUCUUGGAAUGUUCUUUGUCAUUUAUGGAUCCAUAACUCAUGUUCAACACCUGAUGCAUUAAUCUUUCAUCGGGUCAUCCAAUUAUAUUUCUCUUAUUUCUCCUCCGAUUAAAUGUACAUUUAAUAAAGUUGAUUUGUGGAA
Caenorhabditis elegans is the source of this 1554-nucleotide messenger RNA. RefSeq names its product Amino acid transporter transmembrane domain-containing protein (gene slc-36.5). NCBI's taxonomy places the organism in Eukaryota, Metazoa, Nematoda, Chromadorea, Rhabditida, Rhabditidae. Gene Ontology annotation, cellular component: membrane. Gene Ontology annotation, biological process: L-alpha-amino acid transmembrane transport. The transcript is spliced from 11 exons. The record is from RefSeq and is marked reviewed. Bases 5 to 1474 code for a protein of 489 amino acids.